This is a messenger RNA of Lasiodiplodia theobromae, 1818 nucleotides long. RefSeq names its product Tripeptidyl-peptidase 1 protein. Gene Ontology annotation, molecular function: tripeptidyl-peptidase activity; serine-type endopeptidase activity. Gene Ontology annotation, biological process: proteolysis. The transcript is spliced from 2 exons. NCBI's taxonomy places the organism in Eukaryota, Fungi, Ascomycota, Dothideomycetes, Botryosphaeriales, Botryosphaeriaceae. The record is from RefSeq and is a predicted model, not a curated record. The coding region runs from base 1 to 1818 and encodes 605 amino acids.
AUGCGCGCUGCUACUGUCUUCGCCGGACUGCUGUCCGUUGCCAGCGCCGUCAACGGUCUCAGCUUCUCUACUGCCGAGCUUUUUGAGAAGCUGCGCGCUGUACCUGAGAACUGGAUCCAAGUCGGCUCUCCCGACGCUGCCCAGAAGCUACGCUUCAUGAUUGCGGUCAAACAGCCCAACCAUGCUCUCUUUGAGCAGACGCUCCUGGACAUUUCCACUCCGGGCUCCGCCAACUACGGCAAGCACUUGAAGCGCGAUGAGCUCAAGGCCAUGCUCCGCCCUGAGGCCAAGGCUACCGACUCAAUUGUUGCUUGGCUCGAGGCCUCCGGCAUCGAGAGCGAGGACAUUGAGGAUGACGGCGACUGGAUUAACUUCGUUGCCACCGUUUCGCAGGCCGAGAAGAUGAUGGACACCAAGUUCAACGUCUACCGCAGCGAGAUUCGCAAGAACGUCCAGAAGAUUCGCACUCUCGAGUACUCGAUUCCCACCGAGCUGCACGAGUUUAUCAACAUGAUCCAGCCCACCACGCGCUUUGCUCAGAUCCGUCCUGAGAGGAGCCAAAUCCUUGACAAGGAGCGUCUUGUUGACGUUAAGACUCUCGCUGCCGUUGACGUUGCUGCGUCGUGCAACGCUUCAAUCACUCCUGAUUGCCUGAAGGACCUCUACAACAUCAACGGAUACACGCCUAAGGCUAACAAGACCUACCUCGGCGUCUCUGGCUUCCUUGAGCAGUACGCUCGCUACGAUGACCUCGCCGAGUUCACUAGCAAGUAUGCACCUUACGCCAAAGACAAGAACUUUCAGUUCGGCUCUAUCAAUGGUUCCACCCUUCCUCAAAACACCAAUGACGAGGCAACUGAGGCCAACCUGGACAUCCAGUACACGGUUCCGCUGGUUUACCCGCUCGAUGUGACGUACUUCUACACUGCUGGUCGCGGCCCACUUGUACCCGAUCUCGACCAGCCAGACGUCUCCAGCAACGAGCCUUACCUUGAGUACUUCACGGAGCUGCUGAAGAAGCCUGACUCUGAGCUGCCCACCACGCUGUCCACGUCGUACGGCGAGGAUGAGCAAAGCGUUCCCGCUAGCUAUGCUAAGACUGUCUGCGACUUGAUCGGCCAGCUCGGUGCGCGUGGUGUCUCGGUCCUCUUCUCUUCUGGUGACACCGGCCCCGGUUCUGCGUGCCAGACCAACGACGGCAAGAACACGACCCGCUUCCUCCCAAUCUUCCCUGCUGCUUGCCCGUACGUCACGUCUGUCGGAGGCACCUACCAGAUCGAGCCUGAGAGAGCUGUUUCUUUCUCGUCGGGUGGUUUCUCUGACCUUUGGGAGCGCCCCAGCUGGCAGGAUGAUGCUAUCACGAAGUACUUUGGCAUCCUGGGUGAUAAGUGGGACGGUCUGUACAACCCUAACGGCCGUGGCUUCCCCGACGUUGCCGCUCAAGGCUACCGCUUCCACAUCGUUGACUCUGGAGAUGAGCUUCUUAUUGGUGGCACCUCUGCGUCUGCGCCGACUUUCUCGUCCGUCGUUGCUCUGCUCAACUCUGCUCGUGUCGAAGCUGGCCAAGCUCCUCUCGGCUGGCUCAACCCCUGGCUGUACAGCACUGGCAAGAGUGCUUUGACCGACAUCGUCGACGGCACGUCUACGGGCUGCACUGGAACCGACAUGUACUCCGGACUGCCCGCACCUUACGUCGAGGGCGCUGGAUGGGCCGCAGUGGAUGGCUGGGAUCCCGUCACUGGACUGGGAACUCCCGACUUUGGUGGUCUGCUCAAGCUUGCAGUUCAGAACAGGUACGGUGGCUACCGCCAGCACUAG